AUGCAGUCUUCCUUCUCGUCCAAUAUCGAACCCGCCGGACGGUUCCACGAGGACACUCUCGAAGACUGUAUAUCUCAGAUCUACGCAGACCUCGAGCAGACGGACACAACUUUUGCGGGGUACCUUAAUACCCUCUGGCAGUCUCACCAGUCGAAUGCCCAACUUCAUACCCAGCCUACCACAUACCCUUCGAUUGCUACCCAAGAUACGAACCUCGUGGAGCUGGACUUCUCGAACGUACCACCGGACUACAAUUUUGACUUUGCCCCCGAGCUCGCCUUCCAGCCUAUUGAGCCGCAGUCGGCCCCGAUAGUUCCUCACGUUCCUUUGUUAACGCCUUCUAUCGAGUCUAUAUUCUCCUGGGCACCAGAGAAUGCAACUUACUGCCGUUAUGUUGAUGGGCCCUCCACGUACGUUUCCCCGGCCCUACCCAUGAACGAGCUCGAUUUUGGUGUCGACCCGAUGGCCGUCGUCUCAAACGACUUGGCGAACUAUUACUCUGAGACUUCGGCGACUACCAAUGGCUACUCUAGCAUCGAUGACUACGUCCUACCACCACCGCCUGACUUUUCCGACUCUGAACCCGAGGCACACCAGUCACCCGCGGUUGAACUUCGCGAAGUACGUCCUAGUAGGAAGAGGAGAGUGAAUCCUAGGUGGUCUCCUUCCAGCGACGAGACUGUGUCCGAUGAUGAAUACCAGCCUGCUUCAAGGAAGCGCCGGGUCGCCAUAUCUCUCCCGCAAGACACCAAGCGUGUCAAGGUCGAGGAAGGAGAAACUAUACUCCAAACGGCCCGACGAGUCGAAGCUGCCGCACGACGCGGUGAAGUUCGGGAAAAUAUCACGGAAAAGGUCAGGACCAACAACAGAGCGUCGGACGACACAGGAAUCUCCCUCACUGUCUAUGACCAACCCCUGCUUGUUCGAUGCCCCGCUUUAUCGGGAUGCGAUAUGCGGUUUGGUUGCGUCAAGGAAGCUUUGGCACACUGUAGACAGUCUCAUCCUGGAGGAUCCGUUCGCCACUUCCGUUGCAUCUUCCGUGAUUGUGAUCAGGGUUUCACUGCUCUUGGUGAUGUUGCACGCCAUGCAGAGUCGUUACUUCACAACCCAAGAAAGGGACAACGUUGUCUAGCAUGCCUUCGUAGCUUCACUCGGGUCGAUGCUUUGAAGAGACACUGCAACCUCGCUGGUGCUGCCCAUGUUGCGCUACACGAGUCGCGAGUCAAGGGUGGCGUUCAGGCCGUUUGUGCCAAUGAUGAAGGGCUUUGGACACUGAAGGCUCCUGAAGGAUACAAAGAUUCCUGCCGAAUUUCCAUGCUUGCGAUCGAUUCCGUAUCUUGGACAGAUCCGGAAACUUCACUCCGAAAGUCCAAGCAGUGA
This is a messenger RNA of Marasmius oreades (fairy-ring Marasmius), 1380 nucleotides long. RefSeq lists its product as uncharacterized. Lineage: Eukaryota; Fungi; Basidiomycota; Agaricomycetes; Agaricales; Marasmiaceae. The transcript is spliced from 3 exons. Bases 1 to 1380 code for a protein of 459 amino acids. The record is from RefSeq and is a predicted model, not a curated record.